Messenger RNA from Xenopus laevis (African clawed frog), 3392 nucleotides. RefSeq names its product 5-hydroxytryptamine (serotonin) receptor 2B, G protein-coupled L homeolog (gene htr2b.L). Gene Ontology annotation, molecular function: G protein-coupled serotonin receptor activity; G protein-coupled receptor activity; neurotransmitter receptor activity. Gene Ontology annotation, biological process: signal transduction; regulation of behavior; phospholipase C-activating serotonin receptor signaling pathway. Gene Ontology annotation, cellular component: synapse; plasma membrane; dendrite. The record is from RefSeq and is marked provisional. Lineage: Eukaryota; Metazoa; Chordata; Amphibia; Anura; Pipidae.
GAGUCAGUGUGAAGAGGCCGGGAGAAGCACAUGCAGUGUGUCGGGAUUUAAGGACGGACCAGAUCUCUGGGUCACAUAGCAACACUCACAGCAACUAGUGGCUUAUUAAAGUAGGUACUGAAACGAGACCAACCAAAAUUUCAGCCACAGUAUGUGCCGCUACAUACUUCCAGUUGUUUAUGUGAUGUGGUAACAGAGAACAUACUGUCCCAUCUUUAUCUUCCUGCUGAAUAUAUAAGUGCAGCCUGUAUGUGAGAGGCUGGUGAGUAACCUUGCUUUAAUAUUUUUGGGGGGUUCUCUGCUUUACGUGAAGAAUUUUCACUAAGAACGGACACAAGAGGUCGGGCGCAGGCUUCACUAAAAUGGGAAAUUCUGCAUGUAAGCAUUAUUAUCCUCGCCUACAAGGCAACAACAUAUUCCAUAGUGUUGUACAGCUGGAUAACUAGACUUGUGAGCUUACACAUUAGUUGAUAUUAAAAGGGAAAAUGCCAUUUUGAAGAAUGGUGAAAUAUGAGGACAGCAAGCCCCUUCUGGCAGUAAAACGCAUCCAUUCAGGGGUUAGGUUACCAGAAGAUAAUCCCAGAGACAUCCAAUUUCCAGUCAGGUUGGGGGGUGGAAGAGAGUGGCACAAGUGAUCUGGAACCAGGCAGAUGGGUUUAAAUGAAGUGGAGACCAGGCAAACAAAUCCCUUAUCCACAUCAUUAACAGGGCAGCGCAAAGCAUUUAAGAGAUAUUAAAAACAAAGCAAAGAGCGUGGAAAUGAUAAAAAAACUAUUUGGAUGAGUACUUUGACUGCAUUUAAAGCCCACCGUACGGUUUGACCAGUGCACACAUGUGGACAAUCACUUGAUUUCCAAAUACCAUCUCUGUCAGCAAAGGGGUUAAGCAACCACCUCCCACAAACACAAAAAUAUCAAGACUCUCCUAGUGUGGCAGAAGAAAGGAGGAUGAAAGGCUAGCGAUUAGAGCAGAGAGCUAGCACAGGAGAGUAGCCUUCAUCACUCGGGUACAAGGAUAAACACCUUAUUUACACACUGAACACAGAGUUACAUCCAAUGCUUCUCAAAACUCUUGGACUCUAAUACCUGGCUUGCCUUUCUACAGGCAUGGCAAAGUGCCCUUUCUCUGCCGGCAUACUCACAGAGAUGGAUACAGAUUUUUUCUAAAUGUCCUUGGAAUGGAUAUCAUUGGGAACUGGGACAUGCUAGUGGUAACAUUGGCAUCUCCUCAGUGAGCCAGAUCACCAGCAGACACAAUCUCCAUUCCCUGGCACAACAUGCCAACUCUCAACCCUUCUUAUUCAGUGGGUGUCCCCAAUACCACUGCAUCAGUUGCAGUCCCAGAGAAAUGCUGGCUGGCUCUGCUCACCCUUAUGGUCAUUGUGCCCACUAUUGGAGGCAAUAUCUUGGUAAUCAUGGCAAUUUCUCUGGAGAAAAAGUUACAGAAUGCCACCAACUACUUCCUCAUGUCACUGGCUGUUGCAGACCUUUUGGUUGGAAUAUUUGUGAUGCCCGUCGCCCUCAUCAAUAUUCUUUUCAAUCAAGUCUGGCAACUGCCACAGUGCGUGUGCGCCAUAUGGCUAUUUCUUGAUGUCCUGUUUUCCACAGCAUCCAUCAUGCACCUGUGUGCCAUAUCUCUGGAUCGCUAUAUUGCCAUAAAAAAGCCUAUACAAGCAAGUCAAUACAACUCCAGAGGGAAAACGCUCAUCAAAAUCACUGUGGUAUGGGUCAUAUCAGCAGGCAUUGCUUUUCCUAUCCCGAUAAAAGGUCUCCUAGACCCAAACACCACCUUCAGCGCAAGCUACACCUGUGUCAUUCAAGUAGAGCCUUUCAAAUAUUUCAUUAUUUAUGGUUCCAUGGCUGCUUUUUUUGUCCCAUUUGGGAUCAUGGUGGUCAUUUAUUUCCUGACAAUCCACCUACUAAGGAAGAAAGCAUAUUUAAUCAAGAACAAGCCACCGCAGCGCCUCACAUGGUCCACAGUGUCUACUGUCUUCCAGAGAGAUGCGACUCCUGGCUCUUCCCCAGAAAAGAUAGCCAUGAUAGAGGGUGCACGAAAAGAUGGGACACUCAGUAUUACUGGGGAAGAACUACCCAUUCGCAGACUAUCCAGUGUUGGUAAGAAGUCUAUGCAAACAAUCACAAAUGAACAGAGGGCUUCAAAAGUCCUAGGGAUAGUUUUUUUUCUCUUUGUCUUCAUGUGGUGUCCAUUUUUCUUAACCAAUGUGGCCUCAGUUCUUUGUGGGGAAGAUCAGUGUGAUGAAGAUGUCAUUAAGAUGCUGAUGGAUAUAUUCGUGUGGGUGGGGUACAUUUCCUCUGGUGUCAACCCGCUGGUUUACACCCUUUUUAACAAGACAUUUCGCGAUGCAUUUCGCCGCUAUAUUAAAUGUGACUUCCAUGGCAUGCAGUCAGUAAAGCUCUUGAGGAAUUGCUCUAGUCGCAUCUCAUUUCGGAAUUCUAUGGCUGAGAAUUCCAAAUUAAUUAUGAAACAUGGAAUGAAGAAUGGGAUUAACCCAGUCAUGUAUCAGAGCCCUCUGAGGCUAUGCAACGCUCAGCUUGAAUCAUCCGCUAUCUUAUUGGACACUUUAUUACUUACAGAGAAUGAAGCUGGGAAGACAGAGGAACAAGCAAGCUAUGUGUGAGCUGGAUACAAACUGUUAAACCAUCAUAAAGUGCAAAGUACAAGUUAAAUAGAUGCUGGAGAAUAAUUUGUACAUUAUUUAUAAAAGUCAAUGCUGAAAAACCUAAAUGGAAGGUUACUUGUAUAGUGAUCAUCCUCAGGAAAGACAAGCUACAGCAACUUGUCUUCUAAUUCUAAAACUACAGAGGUAUUACAUGGGCAUGUGAGCAGUAACUCAGAUAAGCCAUGACUACUACUCCAAAGAACAGCUGCAGAGGGCGUCAUAUAUGGAAAACUGACAUGCGGAUAUUGCAGCCUGUACAAUGCUUUAAAUAAAGACUGGUUAAUCAUUUGUGAGCACAGAAAUAAUAUCAGUUUACCGGCAGUAUGCCUGGAAUAACAAGGUGAAAUGAGGUAUCAAUCAGACAGUCAGUUGCUGCUGAAGAGGCUUAAGGAACAGAUGGACUAGCCACUGAGAAACAGUGUUAUUGGAUACUGAAUGCGAUAACAUCCAAAUUAAUUUGCUGCCUCUUGGAUUUAUAUUGAAAAGCCAAGAAAAUUAAAGCACUUAAGGGUUAUAUGAUUCUAAACAGGGUUGGAACGUCUGCACUUCCAGUCAUGCUGCACUCCCUUACCUUACUGGUAAGCAGCGAAUGUAAUCAGAAUGUUGGAAAAGCUAUGAUAAAUCAGGGUCACUUUGGCAGGUUCUACCUGCUACUUAUGGUUGUAAUGUUGUUUUUAAAGGGGAAAACAAGAUAAUAAACCUACAAAAAUAC